Exophiala xenobiotica is the source of this 1316-nucleotide messenger RNA. RefSeq lists its product as uncharacterized. The record is from RefSeq and is a predicted model, not a curated record. NCBI's taxonomy places the organism in Eukaryota, Fungi, Ascomycota, Eurotiomycetes, Chaetothyriales, Herpotrichiellaceae. The transcript has 2 exons. The coding region runs from base 1 to 1143 and encodes 380 amino acids.
AUGGCUCAAACAGUAUCCUCAAAGGUACCUCCAAGCUCCCAGACCUGCCAACUCUCAAUAAUCAACACCACUUGCGAUAUCACAAUCCCUCCCCCAUGGCUGGUGGAGCCAGCGAUCGAGGGAUACAACUGGCUAAAUUUACCGACCUAUUCUUUCCACAUAAAGCAUGCUUCUUCAGGCACCGAAGUGCUCUUUGACCUCGGAGGUCGUAAAGACUGGGAAAACUUCGUUCCUAAGCUGUCGAAGCUCAUCAGAGAGCGUAUGCAUGGACUGCGAGUCACGAAGGAUGUCGUAGAUAUACUGCCAGAAGGUCGUGUAGACAUCAAUAACGUGCAAGCUGUAGUCCUGAGCCAUCAUCAUUGGGACCAUGUGGGCGCUGCAGCGCACCUGCCAAAGAGUGUCCGGCUGGUCGUCGGGCCAGGGUUUCGAGAAGCGUUCUUACCUGGAUACCCGACCAAGGAGGACUCCGAGUUUCAUGAGGCUGACUUCGAGGGCCGCGAGGUGGUGGAAGUGUCCUUCUCGGACGACUUCAAGAUCGGAGGAUUUCAAAUGUACGACUAUUUCGGUGAUGGCAGCUUUUACAUCUUGAACGUACCGGGACAUGCGAUCGGGCACAUAUGUGGCUUGGUCAGAACCACACCGGACACCUUCGUCUUCUUGGGCGGUGAUGUUUGCCACCAUGGAGGAGUCAUUCGUCCGACAAAGUCAAUACCUCUUCCUGACCAGAUACCGGAGGAAGCUGUACUCGACAAGGCCAUACCACGGCCCUGCCCGUGUACUGCAUUCUUGUCGUCUCAUCCCAACCAAGGAAAUGGACGCACGACGCCUUUUCUGAAAAUCACGGGAGGCCCGGAAAGCUGGUAUCGCGAUCCCGAGACAUCGCGAAAAUCAGCUCAAGCUCUGGAGGAAUUCGACGCUGAUCCAAAUGUCCUGGUUGUCAUUGCUCAUGACCCGACUUCCCUAGAUGUCUUUGACUUCUUCCCAAAGGGCACAAUGAAUAACUGGCAAAAGAAGGGUUGGAAGCAGGCUUCUCACUGGGGGUUUUUGAGCGAGAUACCAUACAACGGAAAGACGGUCAGGCCGACCUUAGUUGAUGGCUUGUAUGACAAGGACGGGAAGAAGCUGCGAGGAUUGGACCUGUAAUGAGGCUUCAACGGUGCACAUCUGGAGUGCUUCGCCGAAAGAACGCACGAUAUGUUCGUGGCCAACAAACCUGCGUCCCUCCACGGUGGACUGAACAGUUUUCUGGUUGGUAGCCAAGAGUAACCCCUGCUGAUGAGGCGCAUGAGAACCAAUUGCGACUAUCGACAACGCAG